GAGGUAGAGGGGGUGGGGAUGGAAGGAGCUGGAUGGGGACGAGAUAUUCUCUCCUGGUGGAUGCUGCCUGUCCUCUUCAUGGCUUUUCUCGUCCGUUCUCCAGUCUCCCCUCGUCCCCGGCGCAAGGACCUGCAGCGGCACUCAGCAGCCACGCAGCCGGGGAUGAAUCAGCCUCGACAAAGAGCCUUUGAGAUGGCAGCGUGCGCUUGUGCCUGGAGCGAGGAAUGCAUCAGGCUUUCCCAGGCAAGCGGCAGCCUGCAGUGCUCGCUGGAUUGAGAGCCAGUCCUCUCGUGUCCGCGUGCGGGUGCAUGUGUGUGUGCGUGCGUGUGCGUGCAUGAGCGGUGUCACAAGCCGUGUAUGCUCGUGUGCAUGUGCUCACUCUUGCUUUCAACCCUUCCUGGAGGAGAGUGGCUUCCCCCCCCCCCCCGUCACUGGACAGCAAGGUGACAAAUACAAACGUGUCUCUACAGGGAUAUUUUGACGCAGGCAGGCUGUCUCCCUUGCGGACGUGAAGAUGUUUCGCAAGAAGAAAAAGAAGAGGCCUGAGAUAUCAGCGCCCAAGAACUUUGAGCACCGUGUCCACACCUCAUUUGACGCCAAGCGAGGCUGCUUCGUUGGCCUGCCCGCACAAUGGCAAAGCCUGAUAGAGAACCUGCGCAGGCCAAGGCCCAUGGUGGACCCUUCCAGGAUUACGGAAGUGGAGCUGAGGCCCAAGAAGACCAUUGUGCGUGGGAGCAUGAUUGGUCACGGAGACUACAUCACAGCCAUGAUCAACGAUAUGAGCCGUCUGUCUGUGACCAGCUCCAAUUCUUUGCGAAAGAGCAGCCCCUCAGCCAGGAAGAGAGCCCAGUCUUUGGGAAGGCUGGGAGAAGUGAACGAAGGGGACACCUACCAAUACGAAGGCCUGAUUCAAAAUGAUGAUGAUGAAGAGGAUGCAGCUCAGGAUCUUUGGAGGGACAAAGCGAGGAACAUCCACAGUGAGUCCAACACUCCGUACUUGGGCAUGAAGAAGAGCAUCACUUUGCAGCCCAAUGGGAUUUUACCAAAAGCCACAUCCACCUACGAGGUCGGUGGCAUCCCAUUGGAAGGGCCGUCUCAAGCAGGCCAAAACCAGAACAUUCCGGUGCCGAGUCAUGGGUCUUAUAUGGGAGGUGAUGUGGGCAGCCCUCAGGAAAGAGUCAUAUGGAAGAGAGACUUUCAUCUGCCCAGAGGAAUUCCACCAAAUCAAAUACCUGUUGCAUGUUUCUAUAGCCCGGGUCUACAGCAGCACCAAGAUCAAGGUGUCAGCCCCACGGAGCUCCGGCCCAGUGUGCCGAUGUACAUGCACCCCCAGAACAGCCCGGGGAGGCCUUUCUCCUCCUAUGACCUGAAAACGGAUUCGGCAGGGAGGUACCACUCCUUCCUGCCCACCGGCACCAGCAGUCCUCUAGUGAGCGGCAUCAGACCACAGCGGACUGUACGAUCCUCAGCGAGCUACACUUUAGGACUGUCCCCCAAUAUGGGACUAAGGCCCAACGGACCAGAGCCUUUUCUUAGGCACUCUGGAUGCCCCAAUCCUCCUUACCCACGACAGGACAGCCCAUCCCAACCUCGACCCUCCCCUACAGGCUCUCUUGCCACUAGUCCCCCCGGUACAUGCUCACCCGCCUUCAGACCCCCUCACCCUUCACCCCGACCGCCGCCAGACCCACCAAAGGUAACCCAUGAACAGUUCAAGGCCGCCCUGCAGAUGGUGGUGGAUAAAGGUGAUCCACGGUCUUACCUGGAGAACUUUGUGAAGAUUGGGGAGGGUUCGACGGGAGUGGUGUGCAUUGCCUCAGAGAAGCACAGCGGUCGGCAGGUGGCGGUAAAGAUGAUGGACCUGCGGAGGCAGCAAAGGAGGGAGUUACUCUUUAACGAGGUGGUCAUCAUGAGGGACUACCAGCACAGAAAUGUCGUGGAGAUGUAUAAAUCUGCCCUUGUGGAGGAAGAACUGUGGGUGAUCAUGGAGUACUUGCAAGGUGGAGCACUAACCAACAUUGUGUCUGAGACCAGGCUGAGUGAAGAGCAGAUUGCCACAGUGUGUGAAGCUGUUUUGCAAGCCCUGGCCUACCUCCACUCGCAGGGAGUCAUUCACAGAGACAUCAAGAGUGACUCAAUACUACUCACAUUAGACGGAAGAGUCAAACUGUCCGACUUUGGCUUCUGUGCUCAGAUCAGUAAGGACAUCCCCAAGAGGAAGUCUCUGGUGGGGACUCCUUAUUGGAUGGCUCCAGAAGUCAUUUCCAAAUCACCGUAUGGCACUGAGGUGGAUGUCUGGUCCAUGGGCGUCAUGGUGGUGGAGAUGGUGGAUGGAGAGCCGCCGUACUUCAGUGAAACCCCAGUGGCAGCUAUGAAGAGACUGAGAGAUGAGCCAGCUCCGACUGUGCAAAACGUCAGCCAGGUGUCCCCAGUUCUCAAAGACUUUCUGGACCGUAUGCUGACUCGGGACCCCCUGGAGCGGGCCAGUGCCACUGACCUGCUGGAGCACCCCUUCCUGCUGCAGAGCGGCUCACCUCACUGCCUGGUCCCCCUGGUGGAGCAGUACCGCAAGCGCAUGUCCCGCUGCUGACCCUGUGGUGCUCCCGGGUUCCCAACACCCACUUAAAGUCCAACCCUGUGUCUUGUGAGGACCAAGCUCAGUGGUUCAAUUCUUCACGCACCCAAACCGACGGGCUGCAUGGACGCAGGCCUGGACAGCAUGUUGCCACGAGAGCAACAAUGGCGAGGACGGCAAGUUCGGUCGUGAGGCACCGUAUGGUCUUUUGGGCACGCGAGAAGCACUUUAGCACUGAGUUCAAGGCAGCAUGCAACCACUCAUCUCUAACUCAGUCACAACACUGAUUGGUUUCCUGUGAAAUUCUGUGGGCUUCAGCACACGCAAGAUGGUGCAUAUCAAAUCAAUAUUCCACGUAACGAUAUGUCAUGUGCUACUGCUAAAGAAACACUUUAUAUUUUUAUAGUGGGUAUUAUUUAUGGUGGAGUAAAGCUGUAAGAGCUGCUUUUCAAUUGGAUGGAUAUUACCUCCGCACAGUCACAGAGUUGUGGUCCCAGUCCCAGCAAACAAUGUCAGGAGACUCUUUGCAUGGCCAAAUGGAGGCACACCUGGGCUGAAGUGAAUGCUUGAUGUACGAAACGAGGACGUGAAAGAGCAUCCUCUGUUAUUAGCAUAACAAGUGGUUAGAUGAAAGCCAUGCUGCUAUUGUGGGCUCACUGGAAAAUCUCUUUUACACAUAUAUUCUUUAUUUUGUGGGUUGUUUGUAUGAUGUGAAGGUACAAAUAGGUUUCCAAUGAUAACUAUGGACCUAAACAUAAGCAGAUAAAUCCAUAAUGUACAUAAUAUACUGACUAUUCGGUCUUUAUGACUGCUUAUCUACCACAGCAAAAUAUAUCCAAGUAAUUCUACUUUCUUUACAGAUUUGUGAGCGUAUAGCUACGUGUGUAUAUAAGGCGUGUGCAUGUGUGUUUUCGAGCACAUGGAUGUACGGGUGGGGGCAUCUCAGCGAAACAAUCCUCUUUGUAUUGUAAUUUUUUUUUGGUUCAUUUUCGGGGGGGGGGAAAUGAAAUGCAACUUGUGUAUUGUUCCUUAAGAUUUUUUUGAUUUUUCUAGUAGAAGCACACACGCCUGGCAUGUGAUGCUGCGAGACGUCCACAUGCUGAGAAACACUUUGCACAUACAUUAGUCUUUGACUCGUGUAUUUCUGUGUGUGUGGCUCAUUGAUGAAAAAGAGAACUACACUUGAUUUUAAUUUUGUACAAACCAAAUAAAUGACGCAUAUGGAA
Molecule: messenger RNA, 3801 nt
Organism: Phycodurus eques (leafy seadragon)
Lineage: Eukaryota; Metazoa; Chordata; Actinopteri; Syngnathiformes; Syngnathidae
Product: serine/threonine-protein kinase PAK 6
Exons: 9
Coding region: 515-2590 (691 amino acids)
Biological process (GO): intracellular signal transduction; protein phosphorylation; regulation of MAPK cascade
Cellular component (GO): cytoplasm
Molecular function (GO): ATP binding; protein serine/threonine kinase activity
Source: RefSeq, a predicted model, not a curated record